Messenger RNA from Aspergillus nidulans FGSC A4, 5193 nucleotides. RefSeq lists its product as uncharacterized. NCBI's taxonomy places the organism in Eukaryota, Fungi, Ascomycota, Eurotiomycetes, Eurotiales, Aspergillaceae. Bases 1 to 5193 code for a protein of 1730 amino acids. The transcript is spliced from 5 exons. The record is from RefSeq and is a predicted model, not a curated record. Gene Ontology annotation, biological process: polyketide biosynthetic process; lactone biosynthetic process; lipid biosynthetic process. Gene Ontology annotation, molecular function: oxidoreductase activity; phosphopantetheine binding; transferase activity.
AUGCAGCCCUUUGCGGACGAAUAUUCGGCGGCACUGCAACAGAUCCUCCGCGACGGCAAGUUGGAUGAUAACAUUAUCUAUACAUCGCCAGUCUCUGGCAUUCGCACUUUCGAGGAUGAAGUCAGUUGUGCGGAGCACUGGGUGCAAAAUAUGCUCCAGCCUGUUCUCUUCCUCGAUUCUCUGACCAAUUUAUGUCUGUCCAGUGACUUGGACCAACAAGUCGACGCAAUUCUUGAGGUCGGGCCACACAGUGCUCUCGCAGGCCCCAUUCGGCAGACAAUGGGUCUCCCUGCGUUCGAAGGAAAGCGCAUUUCGUAUCUCUCAUGUUUGUCGCGGGGCAAAAACGCGGUCGAGACAAUGCAAUCCCUUGCCGCUACUUUGCACAGACAAGGCACUCGUGUGGAUCUGAGUGCUGUGAACUUCCCCAUCAAUCGAGACGGCCUCAGAGUCCUCUAUGACCUCCCUUCUUACCCAUGGAAUCAUGAGCACGGAUAUUGGGCGGAGCCACGUUUGAACAAGGAGCACCGUUUGCGCAAACAGAAGCACCACGAUCUACUGGGCAGUCCUCUCAUUGGAGGCAAUGCACUGUCUCCGACAUGGCGUCAUAUCAUUCGCGUAUCUGAUACUCCGUGGCUUCGUGCCCACAAGGUCCAGAACAACAUCAUUUACCCAGGCGCUGGGUACAUAUGUAUGGCCAUUGAAGCAGUCAGCCAGUUAUCGCGAGGUCAAGGCCACACCAUCUCGAGCCUCAGUCUGAAAGACGUGGAGAUCCUCAAAGCACUGAUCGUCCCCGACACUGGGGCGGGUGUAGAGGUUCAUCUAACAUUGCACGAGGGCUCGGAGAAGGCGUUAACCGGCCAACCCUGGCAAGAAUUCCACGUUUACUCUUGCGACGACACUGGAAAAUGGAGCGAGCACUGCAAGGGAUUCAUCGCGCGUAAUCAAGGCAACGAUGCCUACAAGAAAAAUGCGAACAGUGACGACGAGGUCUACCUUCGGCGACUGAAUCCGCAGGAGCUUUAUCGUACACUUCAAGCCAAAGGCAUUUAUCACGGCGACGUCUUCCAGAAUCUUGUUUCAAUCCAAUCUAACCGAGGUCGGUCCCUGUGCACUUUGCGAGUUGCCGAUACGGCAUCCUCAAUGCCGCAUGGUGUUGAGCAGCCUCACGUUCUACACCCAACGACGUUGGAUUCCAUUUUCCAGGCCGUAUACUGCUCUCUGCCAACCAGUGCGCUUAGGAGCAACGCAGCCAUGGUGCCCCGAGCAUUCAAGCGCAUGGAUUUGAGGACGGUGAUGUCCAGCACACCUGGUCAUGUUUUCCAAUCUCAAUGCAUGCUGCAUCGGGCCAGUCCCCAGGGAAUGGAAUCCUCUGUGGUGGUUUCUGACACCACUAGCGAAGAUCCCGUCCUCACGGUGGACGGCCUAUACUACCAGUCACUUGGGGCUGCGCCACAGGCUGAUGGUGAGAAGAACGAUAUACAACACAAUUACACGUUGCAAUGGGCACCGGAUAUCUCCUUCCCCAUCCCUAGCACUGUGAAGGCAGCGCUUCAAUUCGCUGCCAAUCUGGAUGAGAUUGAUAUCAUUCAUGACAUCCGAGAAGCGUGUUUCUACUUUAUACGGCGUGCAUUGGCCACUCUCACCGAAGAUAGGGUCCUGAAACUGAAUUGGCACCAGCAACGGCUCCGCGCAUGGAUGAAGGUGCAAAUCAAAUUGGCCCAGUUGAAUGAACUGGGGCCCGCAAGCUCUGAAUGGUUCAUCCAACCGCUAGCCCAUCAGCAAAAUCUCAUUAAUCGAGUUCGAGUCGCCAGUGUCGACGGCGAGAUGGUCUGUCGGAUUGGGGAGAAUCUUCCUUUAAUUCUAAGCAACGAGGUAGCCCCUUUGCAGCUGAUGCUGAAGGAUGAUCUCCUUUCCGAGUACUAUGCGCGGGCAGCACUCAGAGAGCAAGAUGCACCUGGCCCGCACUAUCGUUGUGCCAGCUACGACUUCACCGACAUUUCGUCAGGUUUCUUCGAAGCUGCCAGUGAGAGAUUCAAAGAAGCAGGUGAUGUGAUGGAAUUCAAAAAGCUGAAUAUUGAAGAAGACCCGUCGGGGCAGGGAUUCGAGAGCAACAGCUAUGAUCUUGUGAUUGCCAGUCAGGUCUUGCAUGCAACUAAAAAUAUCAAUCGCACACUGGCAAAUGUCAGAAAGCUGCUGCGUCCGGGAGGAAAGCUCCUCCUGGUGGAAAUCACUCGGGAUGAGAUCGACCUGCAGCUGAUAUUUGGAACUUUACCUGGAUGGUGGCUAGGAGAGGAGGCCGAGCGUCAGUCCAGCCCUUCACUUACCAUCCCUGAAUGGCAGAUAGCAAUGAAGAGUACGGGCUUUGAUGGUAUCGAUAUGGAACUACAUGACUGUGAGGAUGAACACUUUUAUGCUUUCAGUGUCCUGCUGGCAAGUGCUGCCAUUCCAGAUCCAGUCAUUUAUCCACAAUUCACGAUUGUGUACAAAGAGAUGCCACCCACUAAGUGGCUGAAUAAACUGAUCACAUCCCUCGAACAAUUGACGACAUUCAAGCCGGAUGUACAACAGCUCGGCACCUUUGAUGCUGAAGGCAAAACCUGCUUGUUCCUGGGAGAGAUGCAUGAGGCUUUGCUCCACGAGCCGAGCUCAACGGAGUUUGGCUCGAUACAAUCUCUCCUCAUCCAGGCUGCCGGUGUUCUUUGGGUUUCACGCGGCAGUGCGAUUCACUGCGAACGACCGCAUAACAGUUUGCAUACUGGACUACUUCGCACCCUUCGAACCGAAUACAGCAGCAAGUUAUUGGUCUCACUGGAUAUUGACCCCACUACUGCGAGAUGGCCGGCUAGCGCUAUUGCGACCAUGCUUGAAGUUGUCCGAAGGCGCUUUCCCCUGGCACAAGACCCAAGCCAUCUGGACAAUGAAUACGCCGAGCGUGGUGGGAUCAUAUGUGUCCCCCGUGUCUUUGAGACUGACGUUGAGAGCUCGCCAUCUACCCGUAGCAUUGAGAGCGCCGAGACGAAGACAGAGUUGUUCCGUCAAUCCAGUCGAAAGCUGCGUCUCCAGGUGAGCACCCCUGGGCUUUUGGAUACCCUCGGCUUUGUGGGUGAGCCCAUGCAAACCGAUCCGUUACCAGAGGAGUCAAUUGAAGUUGAGCCCAUGGCGUUUGGGCUGAACUUUCGGGACGUCAUGGUCGCGAUGGGCCAGUUGAGCACGGAUGUAAUGGGCUUCGAAUGCAGCGGUGUCGUGACCCAGGUGGGCUCACUGGCAUCCCAGCACGGAUUCAAGAUUGGAGACCGCGUAUGUGCUCUCAUGCGAGGACACUGGGAGAAUCGUGUACGCCUGCAUUGGACUAGUGUCGUUGCCAUUCCGGACGGCAUGACUUUUGACGCGGCCGCUUCCAUUCCCAUGGCAUUCACGACCUCAUACUACGCCCUGUACGAGACUGCACGUCUUCAGCUUGGGGAAACCGUGCUUAUCCAUGCUGCUGCAGGAGGUGUCGGCCAAGCAGCAAUCACCCUGGCGCAGAGGGUGGGGGCCGAGGUGUUUGUGACGGCUGGAUCACCAGAGAAGCGGGAGUAUCUCAGCCGCGAGUUUGGCAUCCCCGAAGAUCAUAUUUUCUCGAGCCGCGAUGGCGAAUUUGCCGCUCGACUCAUGGAGAUGACCGCCGGAAAGGGGGUCGAUGUUGUGCUCAACUCUUUGGCCGGGGAGUUCCUCCAACGUACCUUCAACUGUGUUGCACCUUUUGGGCGAUUCGUUGAGAUUGGUAAACGCGACCUGGAGCAGAAUAAGCAGUUGGAGAUGCACGCCUUUACCCGCCAUGUUUCCUUCUCUAGUGUUGAUCUGAUUGCUCUCGGAGAACUCAAGGGAGCGGUGGUGUCUCGCAUCAUGAACGACAUCAUGCGACUGAUCAAGGAUGAAGGACUUCGGCUCAUCCAACCGACUACCACCUACCCUAUCUCGAGAAUCAAGGAGGCCUUCCGGAUGCUGCAGGCGGGCAGGCAUAUUGGAAAAGUGAUUGUGAUUCCCGGUCCGGAUGAUCGAGUGAACCUUCUUCCGUCUGAAUGGUCUCUUCACCUGCACUCUGAAUCCACGCAUCUGGUAAUUGGAGGCAUGGGUGGAGUUGGCCGAUCUAUCUGCGAAUGGCUGGUCCAGCGAGGCGCUCGAAACUUGAUUAUCAUGUCUCGGAAUGCCGACCAGCAAGCACAGGGCAACGCCUAUGUGAACUCACUGCGGGCAUCAGGAUGCACGGUGGUCGUUGCUAGCUGCGAUAUCUCCGACAAGUCUGAUCUCAAGCGGACUCUAGACGGUUGCUUGCAGUCGAUGCCACCUCUUCGGGGAGUCAUCCAUAGCGGAAUGGUACUUCAGGAUACCGUCUAUGAGAAGAUGUCGGUGGAAGACUAUGCCAGGGCCAUCCGGCCGAAAGUACAAGGUAGCUGGAACCUGCAUGAGGUGUUGUCCGACGUGGAUCUGGAAUAUUUCAUCAUGCUAUCCUCACUGAAUGGAAUAACCGGCAACGUGAGCCAAGCGAACUAUGCCGCGGGUAAUACCUUCCAGGAUGCGAUUGCCCGUCAUCGCAGCGCACGAGGACUGCCAGCGGUUGCCAUUGACUUGGGAAUGGUCCGCGGGGUGGGAUAUGUCGCUGAAACGGACGGAGUGGCCAACCGACUUGAGCGCAUGGGCUUCCGCGCGGUGGAUGAAGAAGAGGUCCUGCACCUCAUCCAGGACGCGAUUUUGCACCCAAUCCGCCAUGCCACUGACUCGCAGAUCCUUACCGGGUUUAAUUCCCAUCCCGGGGCCGGUAACACGAAUGUAUUCUGGGCCAAGGACCCGAUACUGGGCGGCGUCCUACGCGCAACGGGCAUCAAGUCGAAAACACGAUCAAACCGGGUUCAUGAUGCGAUGGACCUCCGCGAACAGCUGGCGAAUGUGCCACUCCCAGACGAUCGAUUGGUUGUGCUUCAGACUGCCAUUGUGCGUAAGCUAGCCGCGAUGUUCUUCGUCGACGACGAAACCAUUCAAGUGGGCGAAUCUCUCGCUAGAUAUGGAGUUGAUUCGCUGGUGGCAGUGGAGUUGCGUAACUGGCUUGUCGUCCAGCUGGCAAUAGAGGUGUCCAUUUUCGACAUCAUGCAAAGCGCGUCUGUGAAGCAGUUGGCUAGCAGUCUUGCGGCCAAAUGGGCUGCUGCUGCCGCCUAA